Molecule: messenger RNA, 1083 nt
Organism: Trichogramma pretiosum
Lineage: Eukaryota; Metazoa; Arthropoda; Insecta; Hymenoptera; Trichogrammatidae
Product: GATA zinc finger domain-containing protein 1
Exons: 3
Coding region: 213-884 (223 amino acids)
Biological process (GO): regulation of DNA-templated transcription; chromatin organization
Cellular component (GO): nucleus
Molecular function (GO): sequence-specific DNA binding
Source: RefSeq, a predicted model, not a curated record
CAUCGGUGUGACUUCAAAUAAGUUGUAACUUGUGUUGUGACUGCUGUGAAUUGCACUUGCAACUGCAGUUUAGUGUUUACAGAUCACAAAUAGUAUUUCUAUUCAUAUGAUAACCUCCAAUCAGUACUUUAUUUUACUUGAAUUAAAUAAACUUAAUAUUAAUUAACUCUUAGUAAUUUAGUUGAAGAAUUGUAUUAUAUAAAUACUUGACGAUGCCGCUUGGUGUGAAACCUGAAUGUUCAAAGUGUGGAGUUAAAGAAAGCCCUUUAUGGCAUGCCACUGAAAAGGGAAGUGUUUGCAAUGAUUGUCUUGAACCAAGACAUCAUCCUCAGCGUUCUGAAGAUGCUGGUACUGAUGAGAUUAGCCAUAAACCUGGUAGAAAAAGUACCAGAGUUACACGUUUUGGAUGUAAGCCAACUCUUAAAACUACAGGAAAAGGAAAGGGACGAAGGCAUAUAUUUAAAAAGAUGCCCAUGAAGUCCUUAACAGCCACUGCUACACCAGUGACAAGUGAUUUUGUAUUUUUCAAAGGCUCGUACUUCCAAGUUGGAGAUAUAGUAUCCAUGCAAGACGUGGAUGGAGGAAUUUAUUAUGCUCAAAUUCGUGGAUUAUUGACUGACCAGUAUUGCGAAAAAAGCGCUGCAAUCACAUGGCUUUUGCCCACAACAUCAAGUCCACCUCCAGAAGAAGGAUUUAAACCUGAAACUUAUAUUAUUGGACCAGAAGAAGAUUUACCUAGAAAAUUAGAAUAUAUGGAAUUUGUCAUGCAUGCACCUUCAGAUUAUUAUAAAUUAAAAAAUAGUCCUUAUCCUCCAUUGCUUUUUGAAGGAGGUAAUGGCUACAUUUGGACAUCAUUAAAUACUGAAGCACGAUUUAAUAGAUGAAUGUAUAGAAUUUAUAAAAUAGAAUUUCCCUUGUAAAUAUUGUUAGGUAUUUAUUAUCAGCAUUUGUGAUCAGAUAUUUUAAUGUUACAUGACCCUUUAGUUACUUUGUGAUUUGGUUGUAAUGAGUUUAUUGUGUCAGCUAAUGUUGCUUAAUCAAUCGCAAAAGUUGAAACUGUGAAUAUGUAAAUAAAUUUUUUAA